This is a messenger RNA of Galdieria sulphuraria, 2361 nucleotides long. RefSeq lists its product as uncharacterized. Gene Ontology annotation, molecular function: protein-arginine omega-N symmetric methyltransferase activity. Lineage: Eukaryota; Rhodophyta; Bangiophyceae; Galdieriales; Galdieriaceae. The record is from RefSeq and is a predicted model, not a curated record. Gene Ontology annotation, cellular component: mitochondrion. The coding region runs from base 134 to 2320 and encodes 728 amino acids. The transcript is spliced from 5 exons.
GAAUAAUAGCCAGUAGUUGUUGGAAUCUCGUCGCUCAAUAUAUUCUGCUGCAAGAAUGAAUCUGCCGCUUUUCUAAAAAGAUAAUGAAAGAUACCAAAAUGAUUUCAUUUCCUAGUUGACAUUUUUUACACUUAUGUGGAACUUUUUGUUGAGAAAGACUGUGAUAAGUCCUCUUCCAACGAAACUAUUAGGUUCGGCACUCAUCCUCUGUAACUUUACUUGGCGGCAACGUUUGUUUUGGAAUGGCAACUUUUCUAUACGUCGUUGUAGUAGGAACAGUAGCUUGCAACGUUCUUCUACUACUGUGAAUUACUCAGUUUUUGGAGACAAACUAUUUCGUGAAUAUAUUAACGAGUCUUUAUAUACAAAAGACAAAGGAUACUUUAUGGAUGCUUCUCGAGGUCCUCCUUUAAAAGAGACUGCAUCACCCAUUCCUUUUCAGGAGUUGACAGGUCCUGAACAAUACUACUCACUGGUUGCUCAACGAUAUGCCAAACAACCGAAUAGUUGGUCUACUCCUGUAGAGUUAUUUUAUCCUUGGUAUGGAUAUGCUAUAGCUCGUUGGAUAGAACAAGUAGUACAGGAAUCUUUUGAUAGACAACAACUUUUCCAAGAAUGGCAUAUAGUGGAAGUUGGAGGUGGGAAUGGUUCUUUAGCGGAGUCUAUAUUGCAUUAUGCAAAACAGAAUUAUUCUCAGCGUCUCUAUCAUUCUUUAAAGUAUGACAUUAUAGAGAUUAGUCCUCUUUUUGUGGAAAGACAACAAAGACGUUUAAAUGCUUAUAGUGAGUGUGUAUCUAUUCAUUCCUUGUCCAUCUUGGAUUGGUCACAAACUAUAAGAGCGCCUUGUAUUCUUUUAUUUUGUGAAGUAUUAGAUAAUUUUCCUCAUGACCGAAUAGAAUGGGAUAGUCAAACAAAGACUUGGUACGAAUGUCUUGUAAGAGAAACUGAAGAUAUUUCAUCCAAUCAUCCAUUGAACAUUGUUCGUGUACCUUUACAAGACGAUUGGAUUGUUUCAACUCUGCAUGAUUGGAAUAUGUUGGAUGGACUCAUGCCCAAUAUUUCAUGGCGUUCAUUAGGAGGAAAUCCUUAUUAUUGGCUUUAUUAUUUACAAAGUAUGAUAGACAGCCUAUUAUUCUCUUCUAGUCGUUGUGUUGUAUAUAUACCAACUGUAGCUCAUCAAAUGUGGACCUCUGUUCGAAGAUAUUUUCCACAAUCACAUUUAUUGAUUGCCGAUUUUGAUUUUCUUCCUCAAGCAACGAGAGGUUUUUUUGCACCUGUUGUUCAAGAUGGAACCAAAACAUUUGCUUCCAUAGAAGAACCUAUCAAAGCAAGUUGCGAUAUUCUGUUUCCUGUUUAUUUUAAUGGUCUUUCUUAUGCCAUUCGUCGUUUAUGGAAUCCAAAACAUAUACAAAUAGAAAAACAAAGCAAGUUUCUAGAAAUAUAUGCUGACUUGGAAUAUACUCGUACCCAAAGUGGAUUCAAUCCCAUAUUGAGGGAAGAGAAGAAAUGCCUCAAGAAGAGAGAAUGGGAGUGGAAAAAUCCUUCGAGAGACAUGUUUCACAAACUUAAAGUGGGUAUAAAAAGUGUUGAAAAUACUUUUUCCAAACACGAAGCAAGUAAAGAUGCUCGUUUCGAAUCAGCUUAUCAGCGUUUUUGCGAAUUGGAAGACAAAGCUAGUUUGUUAUCCAACGCCCUUAGAGAUAAUAGCAAAGCUUGGGGUUCGUUACUAGUCAAUUGUAGAGACUUUUUAAAUCAUGUAUCGUCCCUUUAUGAAGACCAAGAACCUUCUAAAGUGUUGGCCAAGGAGGCUUUGCAGUGUACAGAAGCUUAUCAAGAGUAUUUGGAUAAAUAUGGAGUCACCGCAGUGCAAGAAAGUGUUAGAGACAACGCUGUAAAACUAUUGAAUCAGUAUUUGGAAAGAAUUCGAAAGCUACGAGCUGUUUCAGAAAGUCAGAGAAAGAUUAUGAAAGAAUAUGACUAUUAUAAAGAUAAGGUUGAUAGUCUUCGUACUGCUGCAAAUACGAAAGAAAAGGAACGAGAGCGAUUAUCAAGAAAUGAAUCAAAGUUAGCAGAAGUCCGUAGUCGAUUAGAAGAUUGUACGAAUGAGUUUUGUAAGGGAGUGUCUCAGUUAGAGAAACAGAAAAACUAUGUGUUUGAUAGAGCACUCGUUACUUUUCUAAAUGCACAAUUUAUCGCACUCUCUUAUAAUCCGUUUUAUACUAUUGGACAAAAACUACAGGAUCAGUAUGCAGAUAUGUUGAGUGGUGAAUUUGAAGACUUGAGUAUGAGAGACUCGUUGGAAGUUUCUGCUGCAACUUGAAAUAAAAGGAAUGGGAAUGUAUGCCCAAAUGACAUUUUUGG